Sordaria macrospora k-hell is the source of this 711-nucleotide messenger RNA. RefSeq lists its product as uncharacterized. Gene Ontology annotation, cellular component: mitochondrion. Gene Ontology annotation, biological process: cardiolipin biosynthetic process. Gene Ontology annotation, molecular function: phosphatidylglycerophosphatase activity. Lineage: Eukaryota; Fungi; Ascomycota; Sordariomycetes; Sordariales; Sordariaceae. The record is from RefSeq and is a predicted model, not a curated record.
AUGUCAAAACUCAAUCUCAACUUGUCUGCUUCAUUGAACAUCUUCAAGCUUAUUGCUAAGCCUUCAUUAUGUUUGCCCCACGCUACUGUCGCAACCUUCAAUGACCUACCAAUUCCUCUUAACAAGGCCUUUGGCAACGGCGAGAAGAAGGUCGACAUAAAGGCUGUCGUGUUGGAUAAGGAUGACUGCUUUGCCAUUCCUGAUCACAAUGAAAUAUACGGAGACUAUAAGGUGGGGCUUUAUCUCUUUUCAAGUCCUUUGAGAAUCACAUCGGCUAAUUCAGCCCAGGAACGCAUGGAGGCUCUCAAGGCAGCAUACCCUGGCCGCCGUCUUCUGAUCGUGUCCAACACUGCCGGAGCUCUAAGCUGGGACAAGGACGGCAAGAUGGCAUCCGCAGUUGAAAGAGCUACCGGUAUCACUGUCCUUCCUCAUGGGGUGAAGAAACCAGGCUGCGGCGACGAGAUCAUGUCGUACUUCCGUGCUCACCCGGAGACCGGCGUCACCAGUCCUCACCAGAUCGCUGUUGUUGGAGACCGACUGGCCACCGACAUGAUGCUUGCCAACAUGAUGGGAAGCUAUGGCAUAUGGGUGAAAGAUGGAGUUGUUCCCCACGAGAAGAAGAGCAUCUGGUCGAGAGUUGAGAGGAGCGUUGCGCCCUUCCUCGUGUCUCGUGGUUAUACUGCUCCCGAGCCAGUGAGCCCCUUCGAGUAA